GUUAGUUAGCAAUCACCGUAGAUUGAAAAUUCUAAUAAAUACUCAUAGUUAUGGCUGUGGGAGCUGUUCUACUAACAGCGUUGCUGACGCUUGUUGGCUACCUUCUGGUGAAAUGGCGCAAAACUAUGAGGUACUGGCAGGAAUUGGGAAUACCGUGUGAGGAGCCGCACCUCCUGAUGGGAAGCCUGAAGGGAGUUCGAACUAAGCGAUCAUUUAACGAUAUCUGGACGAGCCAUUACAACAAGUUUCGUGGAACCGGACCCUUUGCUGGCUUCUAUUGGUUCCAACGACCGGGAGUAUUGGUCUUGGAACCUUCUCUGGUAAAGCAGAUCCUGAUCAAGGACUUUAACAAGUUUACAGAUCGUGGUUUCUUCCACAACCCCGACGACGAUCCAUUGUCCGGGCAAUUGUUCUUACUAGAUGGUCAUAAGUGGAGAUCUAUGCGUCACAAGUUGUCUUCUACCUUCACGUCUGGAAAAAUGAAGUAUAUGUUCCCCACCGUGAUCAAGGUGGGUCAUGAGUUCACCGAUGUUAUGGGCAAAUAUGUGGAUAAGAGCCCCAUUGUUGAGGUGAAAGAGCUUUUGGCAAGGUUCACCACUGAUGUCAUCGGAACCUGUGCCUUUGGCAUCGAGUGCAGUAGUCUUAAGGAUCCUGAUGCGGAGUUCCGAGAAAUGGGUCGAAGAUCCUUAACAGACCAGCGCCUGGGUCCCGUAGGAAUUGGAUUUGUCAAUAGCUUUCCCAAUCUGGCACGUCGCCUCCAUAUGAAAAUGACAGCCGAGCAUAUCGAGAAGUUUUUCAUGCGCAUCGUUAGAGAGACAGUGGCAUUCAGGGAGCAGAAUAAUAUCCGUAGAAAUGAUUUCAUGGAUCAGUUAAUCGAUUUGAAAAACAAUCCACUUAUGAUGUCUGAAACUGGUGAGAACGUGAACCUAACUAUUGAGGAGAUAGCUGCCCAGGCUUUUGUUUUCUUUGCUGCUGGAUUUGAAACCUCAUCGACCACCAUGGGAUUCGCUUUGUAUGAGCUGGCCCAAAAUCAGGGCAUCCAGAACCGUGUAAGGACGGAGAUCCAAGAGGUUUCCGAGAAGUACAAGGGAGAGUUAUCCUACGAAAGCGUAAAGGAACUGGUCUACCUAGAUCAAGUGAUAUCUGAAACUCUUAGACUUUACACCGUUCUUCCUGUAUUAAAUCGCGAAUGUCUGGAGGACUUUGUGGUUCCCGAAAAUCCCAAGUAUGUGAUUAAGAAGGGAAUGCCCAUCAUAAUUCCUGCCGGAGCCAUGCAUCGUGAUGAGAAGUUUUAUGCCAAUCCAAAUACCUUUGACCCCGAAAACUUCUCUGCCGAACGAGUCAAGGAGCGAGACUCCGUGGAGUGGCUGCCGUUUGGCGAUGGUCCCAGAAACUGUAUCGGAAUGCGUUUUGGCCAAAUGCAGACCAGAAUCGGAUUGGCUCUCCUCAUCAAGGACUUUAAAUUCUCGGUCUGUGAGCAGACAACGAUUCCCAUGAAAUACAACAAAGAAAUGUUCCUGAUUGCAAGUGAAUCUGGCAUUUACCUUAAGGUCGAACGGGUGUAAUUCUAUUCAUAUUAAAGCUUUAUAUUAUAAUUGCAUAGAAACAACUUGAAAAUCAA
Drosophila eugracilis is the source of this 1621-nucleotide messenger RNA. It is a transcript of the gene Cyp6a21, whose product is annotated as probable cytochrome P450 6a21. The transcript has 2 exons. NCBI's taxonomy places the organism in Eukaryota, Metazoa, Arthropoda, Insecta, Diptera, Drosophilidae. The record is from RefSeq and is a predicted model, not a curated record. Gene Ontology annotation, molecular function: heme binding; oxidoreductase activity, acting on paired donors, with incorporation or reduction of molecular oxygen; monooxygenase activity. Bases 51 to 1565 code for a protein of 504 amino acids.